CGAGCAUCUUGAGCUUGCAUGUUUUAAGAUUCACUGAUACAUGCUAACCAGGUGCAGACAUGUUCAUAGAAAGGAUAUAUCAGUGAGGUCUUGCUCAACACAUCAGGAAGGUCUCUCAAUGUGUAUUCCUGCUGCCUCCGAUUGGCUCUGGGUGUCUGCCAGCUCAGCAGAAUACAUGGUCAACCAACAAACAGAAAAGAGCUAGGCACUUGCCGUCAACCCUUUGUAUGCCAUGUAUCUAAGGGUCAUUGCUAGGUGAAUUGAAAUCUUCAUCCUCACUUGCCAUACACCCUCUUCUCUUGUUCCCUCUGUUUACAUGAAUGGAACAGCGGGGUAGCUGUUUUGGCCAACCCCUUGGUCAAAAGAAACUGCCUUAUCUUUCUUUCAGCCUAAGGCUGCUUUGAUUACCCUUCACUUCAGUCAUUCCGAAGAAAUUAUCAACUGGCCUUUCCAUCCAGUACAGUGGUCACAGAUUUGCGAUGCAAGUUUAGAUUGCAAGGUGAUAUCAAAGAACCAGCUUUUUUCUACCAAGCUGAACUCCCCUAAAAACUCUACUUCCAUUUGUUGCUGUCUUGCCAAUUCUUCAAACCAUAGGGCUUGUUAAACGGGAACCUCAGAUUGCAAAAUGGAGGAGCCGCACAGGAUAAACGAUGAACCCAACGACUCCGUUGUGCCCGAUCCAGCUGGACCGUCCGAGCUUGCAGAAUCAGACAGCGAAGAUGAACAUACCCAUCCAAACAACGCCGACGAACCCAGUAUUCGCCGGAAGCAAAACUUGCGAUUCAAGGAGCUAUUAUCAGCGCGGGCAGAAGAAAUCACGGCCGAAGAUAUCAAGGAAGUAAUCAAAGCGACGAAGGACGAUGAAUUGUCUAUGUCGAAUCUCCUUGCAAAGCAAGACUUUGCCUCCGUGAUACAUGAUCCACGAGAGUAUCAGCUAGAAUUGUUCGAAAAGGCAAAGAAGGACAAUAUCAUUGCUGUCCUAGAUACCGGCUCUGGGAAGACGUUGAUAGCAGUGUUGCUUCUUAAGCACAUAAUUGAGCAAGAGCUGAUCGACCGAAGUGCUGAGAAACCUCAUCGAGUGUCUUUUUUUUUGGUCGAUAGCGUAACGCUUGUUUUCCAACAAGCUGCAGUGCUUCAGAAUAACAUCAAUCAAAGGGUCGAUAAGUUUUGCGGUGCCAUGGAAACGGACUUGUGGAAUGGAGAGACAUGGGAAAGACAUCUUGCUAAAAAUAUGGUCAUUGUUUGCACUGCUGAAGUGCUAUAUCAGUGUCUACUUCAUGCUUUUGUUAAAAUGGAAAACAUCAACUUGCUGAUCUUCGACGAAGCUCAUAAUGCAAAGAAAGAUCACCCCUAUGCAAGGAUUGUCAAGGACUUCUACUUGAAGGAUGGAAACGCUAAAAGGCCGAAAAUAUUUGGCAUGACAGCAUCACCCGUCGAUGCCAAAGUGGAUGUGGUAAAAGCUGCAAGAAACCUUGAGACACUGUUGAAUAGCCAAAUAGCGACGGCGUCCAAUCUUUCUCUCCUACGGCAGAGUGUUGCGCGGCCUAACGAGGAGGUCUGGAGCUAUGAUCGACUUGAUCAACCGUUUGAAACGCGACUUUACAAAGAACUACGUUCCCGUUUUGGGGAUCUACGUGCACUCGAAAAGCUUUUCACAUUUUCUCUCAAGGCCUCGUCAAAUCUGGGGGCCUGGUGCGCGGAUUGGGUUUGGUCAUAUGCAUUGACCGAGGAAUCAUUGCCAAAGCUGGAAGGGCGUGCAGCCCGAACUGCCAUGGGCAAUCUACCAAUAGCUAAAAUUGUGAGACCCGAAGCCGAAAUCCAACGUAUUCGCGAAGCAAGUGAAAUAAUACGUUCCCAUAAAUUUGGAGAUCCUGCGAUUCGACCUGAACUUCUCAGCCCCAAAGUCCGGAGAUUGCAUCAUGAGCUCUUGAAAUAUUUUGAGAGACACACGGAUACCAAGUGCAUCGUUUUCACAGAGCAGCGACACACUGCCAGGAUUCUAUGCGAUCUUUUUUCUAAGAUUGGAACCAAGCAUCUUCGGCCAGGAGUAUUAAUAGGGGUGCGGUCAGAUGCCUCUGGCGGCAUGAAUAUAUCGUUUCGUCAGCAGGUUUUGGCAGUGGUUUCAUUUAGAAAAGGAGAGGUGAAUUGCUUGUUUGCAACUUCUGUUGCGGAGGAAGGCCUUGAUAUUCCGGACUGCAACCUUAUAGUCAGAUUUGACCUUGCGUCAACCCUUACUCAAUACAUCCAGAGUCGGGGGCGCGCAAGACACAUGAAUUCAACGACAUGCCUAAUCAUCACAUGCAAAUCACAGGAAAUUAUGAAGCGGUUCUGUAUCUCUCUCCCAAAGGAUCGCAUUCUAAAUUCCAAUGAUGUAGACGCACUCUACGAGGGUGAUCGAAAUCGGAAAUGCUACACUGUCCAAACUACUGGAGCAAAGUUAACUUACAAUUCUUCCCUGGUUGUUCUAGCCCAUUUUGCUAACUCCCUGCAAUACGAAAAGGAGACCUCAACAGUAGUGAGCUAUUACCACCGGUUCACAAAAAACGCGUUUGUCUGUGAGGUUGUCCUUCCAGAGAAAUCACCAAUACGUGGUAUAGUUGGGAAACCCGCCUCGAAGAAACUAAUUGCCAAACAGUCUGCCGCUUUUGAAACAUGCUUGUUGCUCCGAAAACACGGGCUCCUUGACGAUCAUUUUGUGUCCACAUACCAUAAACGCUUACCGGCCAUGAGAAAUGCCCGCCUGGCAAUCUCCUCUAAGAAAAGCAAUCAAUACGAUAUGAAGGUUAAACCAAAAUUGUGGGAAACUUCUCGUGGAAUCAUACCUACCUCCCUCAAUAUCGUGGUUCUUGGUUUUCGCUCGCGAAGACUCUUGCACAGGGAGUAUCAUCCACUAGUUCUCUUAACUCGAGAGAAAUUGCCACAUUUUCCAGAAUUUCCAUUAUAUCUGGAGGAUGAUAUUGAGUGCGACGUUAUUUGCAGCUCAAUAAUCUCUGGUUUCCAAGUAUCGGGCCAUGACCUGGAGGUCCUUACUACCUUUACGCUUCGGAUAUUUCAGGAUAUAUUUCAUAAGGUCUAUGAUCGAGAUGUAGGAAUGAUGACGUAUUGGCUUGCGCCUUUGAAUCUAAGCUGCGAUAUCUCCUCUUCGGCAUCACGCGAUCUUCUGGACUGGGGGAUUCUUCAGUUUGUUUUUGAUAACCCGGAGAUUCCCUGGUCCUCAAGUAACUCGGCGGCGUUCUUUGCCAAUCGAUUUGUUUAUGACAGAUGGAAUGGCAGGUACCGCUACUUCACACACGGAAUUGAUCCAAGUCUUCGACCCUCGGACCCUCCGCCCUCUUCAAUGGCACGGCGACGACAUAUGGGCAAUAUAAUGGACUACUGUCUUAGUCUGUUUAAAAAUGCCAGAAAGAAGUUCCUGGAAAAUUGCGACUGGACCCAACCCGUUAUUAAGGCGGAGAUAAUUCAGUUACGCAGAAAUCUUUUGGAUAAGCGGACUAACAAGGAAAAAAUAAAAGAAGGAGACUAUUAUAUUUGUCUUGAGCCUUUAACGAUUUCGGCGAUACCAGCUUCAGUUGCCGCCUUUGCUUUCGCAUUUCCGGCGAUAAUCAGUCGUAUUGAAUCGUAUCUUAUUGCUUUAGAAGCUUGCCAGGAAUUGGAUUUACCCAUUUCUCCGGAGCUCGCACUUGAGGCUUUGACUAAGGACUCAGAUAACACCGAUGAACAUCGAGCCCAACAGAUUCAUUUUCAGAGGGGAAUGGGCAAAAACUACGAACGAUUGGAAUUUCUUGGUGAUUGCUUUUUGAAAAUGGCAACUUCGAUCUCGUUAUUUGCAAUGAAUCCAGAUAACGACGAGUAUGAUUUUCACGUCAAGCGAAUGUGUUUGGUCUGUAACCAGAACCUUUUCAAAACUGCAGUACGGUUCAAGCUUUAUGAAUUUAUACGAAGUCAAAGUUUCUCCAGGAGAGGUUGGUAUCCAGAAGGCCUGACCUUGCUGCAGGGUAAAGGGCAGAGUAAAGGUGCUACCGAGAAUAAGCAUGCCCUUGCAGAUAAAACUAUUGCCGACGUUUGUGAAGCUCUGAUUGGGGCAUGCUGCCUGUUAGCCAGCAAGAAUCACCGCUUUGACAUCGCAGUUAAAGCGGUGACUGCUCUCGUCAGUAGCGAUGAUCAUAACGUUUUGAAUUGGGAGCAAUACUCUCGGCUCUACUCACUUCCUAAGUAUCAAACAGCUGUCGUGGAUGCCGCAGAGCUUGACUUAGCAGCUCAGGUUAAAAAGAAAUUGGGUUACGUUUUUAAAUAUCCAAAGCUCCUACGGUCUGCCUUUACGCACCCUUCAUACCCUAGUGCUUGGGCGAGAGUUCCCUGUUAUCAAAGGUUGGAAUUCCUCGGUGACGCCUUGCUUGAUAUGGCCUGUGUCGAGCACAUUUAUCAUAAACAUCCAGAUAAAGAUCCUCAAUGGCUCACAGAGCAUAAAAUGGCGAUGGUGUCAAACAAGUUUCUUGGCUCUGUUGCAGUGAGACUUGGACUCCAUUCUCAUCUCAACCACUUUUCCACCUCGCUUCAGUCGCAAAUUACCAAUUAUGUGGAGGAAAUUGAAGCAGCAGAGCUAGAAAGUGGUGACUCCCCUGAUGCGUGGACAUUGACGAGCGACCCGCCGAAGUGCCUUCCAGACAUGGUAGAAGCGUAUAUUGGCGCAAUAUUUAUUGACUCAAACUUCAGCUUUGAGGUAGUCGAGGAAUUCUUCCAGAAAUUCCUCAAGAAGCAUUUCGAAGACAUGACCAUUUACGACACCUACGCAAACAAACACCCAACGACGUAUCUACAUAACAGGCUGGCCAUCGACUUUGGCUGUUCAAAUUACUGCUUGAAAGCUGGCGAAGUGCCAUAUGUUGAUGGGCCAGGCACGCGGGUGCUUGCAGCUGUUAUCGUGCAUGAUGAAGUAGUGACUGAGGGCGUAGCCUCUUCGUCUCGUUAUGCUAAGCUGAAGGCGAGCGAGGCAGCUCUUUCGAAACUCGAAGGCUUGCCGCCAUUCAGAUUCCGGGAGAUAUAUGGAUGUAAUUGCCAGGCAGGUCAAAGCGAAGCUGGAAACGAAUAAAGGCUAUCCUACGGAGUAGUUAU
Molecule: messenger RNA, 5112 nt
Organism: Coccidioides posadasii C735 delta SOWgp
Lineage: Eukaryota; Fungi; Ascomycota; Eurotiomycetes; Onygenales; Onygenaceae
Source: RefSeq, a predicted model, not a curated record